Messenger RNA from Megalobrama amblycephala (Wuchang bream), 2673 nucleotides. Its product is annotated as cholinesterase 1. The record is from RefSeq and is a predicted model, not a curated record. The transcript has 8 exons. Bases 293 to 2056 code for a protein of 587 amino acids. NCBI's taxonomy places the organism in Eukaryota, Metazoa, Chordata, Actinopteri, Cypriniformes, Xenocyprididae. Gene Ontology annotation, molecular function: cholinesterase activity.
AUUUUCUUCUUAAUUUCAUCUUUUUUAAUAGUCCAAAUCACUGACUCAACUUGUCGUAUCCAACGAUGAACGUCAAGGGAAUCGAUGUGAUUUAAUUUUCUAAAGUACAGACAGUCUGCUUGUCAUUACACACACACACACACACACACACACACACACACACAAAACAGAGUCCCAGUGUGCAGCAUAAUAAGAGUCACAAGUGCUUAUGCAGCUCAAACUGAGGAAUUAUGGGACAGCGGGAUGCAUCAGUCCGUCCUGAACAUCCAGAAGUGCAGAAGCAGGAGUGACUAUGCGUCCGUACAGGUGUGUGUUGGGUGUGUGUGUGCUGGCGUCUGUGUUGAUCAGCACUGGAUCCAGUACAGAGGAGCAGAUGAAGCUGGCGGCUUUACUGCGCAGUGUGUCUCCAGCAGUGCUGAUCCCAGAUCAGCCCCUCAUCAAGGACCUUCAAACUGCUACUGGGCCCAAACUGCUGAUUAAAGACGGGACCAUCCAGGGCCUGGCGCUGGACAAGUCUUAUGUGUUUUAUGGGAUCCCGUUCGCCGAUCCACCUGUGGGAACGUACCGUUGGAAACCACCCCGGCCCGUCACGCCGUGGAGAGGGGUGCGCGACGCCACCUAUCCCAGAGCGGCGUGCAUGCAGGCCUGCAUCGGACCCAUUUCUGAUGAGUGUCCCAAGAAGGUGAGCGGGACACAACGACAGGUGAGUGAAGACUGUCUGUACCUGAACGUCUUUGUUCCUCUGAGCGUGAACUUCGCGGCUCCGCUGCUGAAGCCGCUGCCCGUCAUGGUGUGGAUCCACGGCGGGGAUUUCAUCGCGGGCUCCGCCUCCAAAGCGCUUUACGAUGGGCGUUACAUCAGUAACUUCACUCAAACGGUGGUCGUGAGCGUCGCCUACCGCCUGGGGGCUUUCGGCUUUCUAGUGUCAGGAAAAGACCCGAGGACAUCAGCGGUGGGGAAUUAUGGGAUUCUGGAUCAGCAGGCGGCUUUACUCUGGGUGCAACAGAACAUCGCCGUGUUUGGAGGAGACCCGAGCAAAGUGACUCUUUUUGGCGAGAGCGCAGGUGCUCAGUCGGUCAGUCUACAUCUGAUGAUCCAGAGCAGCAAACCGCUCUUCAGACAGGCCGUUUUCCAGAGUUUACCCUUCUCCAUUCCUCUGAAAACACGGCACGAGUCUCUGAAGCUGGGGAAGAACUUUGCAAAGAUGGCCAACUGCUCGGUGUUGGACAUGGAGUGUCUCCUGUCUCUCAGUCCUCAGGCGGUGCUGAACGCACAGAUCAAAUCCAGCUCAAAGGUGGUGAAUCCUUUCCGCUUUCUGGAGGUGUUUGAGAGCUGGGGGCCGUAUAUCGACGGGGAGCUGAUCAAGGAGCAGUCAGUGAGCGCCUUUCAGAAAGGACACUGGCAGAAGGAGAAACCCGUGCUGCUCGGGACCACCUCAGAAGAAGGCGUGAUCUUUGUGUACGGCGUCUUCACUAAGCCCGUGUCAGCGGUCGAAUGCACCGUCUACACGACGGCCAUCUUCAAACAACACACCAUCAAAAUCCUGCGCAAAUACCUGCCGCUCUACACAGACACAGACCACAGGGACAUGCUGGCUCAGAUUGUGACAGACUACAUCUUCCUGUGUCCGUCCCGGAGAGCCGCCCGUGCCGGCGUGUUGUCCGGCAGCUCCGUGUGGAUGUAUGUGUUCGAUCACGUAGCGAGCGAUCCUCGCGUGUGGUCGGGCUUGACGUUCUGUUACCAUCACGCGUGUCACGGCGCAGAGCUGCCCUUCCUGUUCGACUCGGCCGUGGUGGCAAACUUCACUAUGACUCAACCUGAGCGACUGCUGUCCAAUCGCAUGCUGUGCUACUGGGGUGCGUUCGCCCACGCGGCUGACCCCGGGUCACACACCGACAUGAGCGUGUUCUGUCGACAGCAGCGUCCUCCGGCGUGGCCACGCUACACGGCUAACAGCGGCUGGCUGAUCAUGAACCUCACGACGCACACCCACGCUCAGGCAGGAUCACGCAACGACAUCUGUGACUUCUGGGACAAGCUUGGAAUCUACCCAUAAGAGAAGCACAAGUUAUGUAAACUGUUCCACCUGCAAAAAGAUAUUUUCUUACUCAGUACUUUUUUCUUUUUGAGUACAAACAUCUAAACAUUCUUAAAACAAGACACAUGUACUUCAGAUAGUCUUUUUUUUCUUUAAAAUGUAUCAAAAAUGAAGUGAGUUUAAGCUUAAAACCAGAAGAAGGUUCAGUGGAGUUCUAUAUAGAGCUCUAGGGUUCUUGACUCGAUUUUAAAGAACCCUUAAUGCCAAAAAGGUUCUAUAUAAGGAGAAAAGUCUUUGAUUACAUAAUACUUUCAUGUUUAGUGGGUUCUUUAAUUUUUUUAUAGAGAUAAAGUAUAUUUAUGAACUGUUUAUUUCAUAAAACUGAAUCAAAACAAAAUCAAUUAAAACUAAAUUCAUAAAAUGAUCCUAUGAUGGAGCCCCUAAAAGGUUCUAUAUAUGAAGCGCCUGACGGAACCUUUGAAGGUUCCAUAUAGAACCUUUACUUCGAAGAAUGAACAUUUUUACUGUGUCAAAAAUGAUCUCAAUUGCGUCUGUUUUUAUUUCUCCAAAUAAGUCUGCAAUACUUGUUUCUAAAAAUAUAAAAAAAGCAGUAUGCAACCAUAAACACUGUCACA